GCUCGAUCGGUUUCCAUGGUAGCACGCAAAGUUUUCUUUAGUGUUACUAAUCGCUGUUCCCGGGAGCACAUCUCUACACCCUCGUUGUUGUCUAAGUUUUGACUUUUGAGCUUCAUAUUUGUGUUAAUUAUAUAUAUUAUAUUUGUGUUUAAUUACUUAAUGGCCUUUUCCUGUUAAAUUCCUCGGCAUUUCUACACAUUUAUUGCAUCAAUUGAUCUGUUGUUAUUUUUACAGGGGCCUCAGAACGCAGCCGAGUAAACAUGCCGUGUGUUCAUUACAAGUUUUUCAGUAAACUUACACACGACACUGUGAUCUUUGAUGGCCUUCACAUCACUCUCGCAGAUUUGAAACGCCAAAUCAUGAGCCGAGAGAAACUGAAGUGCUGCGAACUGAGAAUCACAAACGACCAAACUAAUGAAGAAUACAGUGAUAAUGCCGACAUCAUCCCCAGUUACACCAUGGUGAGUGUCAGGCGAAUCCCUGGAACUGGGGUAAAAUCCACAUACAACAGACGUGGCAGUAACUGGUCUGAACCAUCAAGUGGAUCUUCAAGAGCACAAAUGAAUGGUUGUUCAUUGUCACUGGAGCAGCUUUUCAAGACGGAGAAUCUGGCUGAGGCAAAUGCAUCAGAGGAGGACAAAAUAAAAGCUGUCAUGUUCCAGUCCAGCCGCUGUUACUAUACUGUGAAUGAAGCACUCAAGCUGGUUGGAGGCCUUCCACCAAACUAUGUGUGCUUUAACUGUGGCAUCCCUGGGCAUCACAUCAGAAACUGCCCAAAGUCACGGGAUCCUACUUUUGUUGGGGGCAAGCGCAUACGGAGAAGCGCAGGAAUUCCAGUCAGCUUCCUAGUGGAGGUGGAUGACCCCAACAUGAAGGGAGUGAUGCUGAGCAGCAGCGGAAAGCAUGUCAUUCCCAUUAUUAAUGCUGAGGCUUAUGCAUCUCAGAAGAAAGAGAAUCCACCUUUCUUCCCCCAGAACGAGUCCUCCUCAUCGACCUCUGGUGAAGAUGCAGUGCCCGAUGAUUUUCUGUGUCGGAUCUGUAAAGAUCUUAUCACUGAUGCUGUGAUGACUCCCUGUUGCAGCAACAGCUACUGCGACGACUGUAUCCGCACGUGUCUGCUGGAUUCGGACGAACAUGUUUGUCCCACCUGCAAACAGUCUAAUGUGUCUCCUGAUGCUUUGAACAUAAACAUGUUCUUACGCCAGGAAUUGAACCGUUUCAAGAACAGUGUCGCUGGGUCUGGUUUCUCACACCACCAAAAACCCCUUCAGUCUCAAUCGGCCUGUUCCUCCACAAGCCCGAGCAUCAGCCAUCGAUCCAGCUCGUCUGCUUCCGGACCUAACAGCUCUCGCACCAAUAUACCGUCUGGUAAGAGGGGACGGGAGCUGAGCGAGAAUGAUGAUGAAGACAACGGCUCCAGACCUCUCAAGAAAACCAAGCAUGCUGCUGUGUGAAGAACAUCCAGAGCGCUUCAUCAUCAUUAUGUAUAUAUUAUGUACAUUUCAUGUAUAUAAUUAUAUAGCACAGACGUAGACUUAA
This is a messenger RNA of Triplophysa dalaica, 1539 nucleotides long. Its product is annotated as E3 ubiquitin-protein ligase RBBP6-like. The record is from RefSeq and is a predicted model, not a curated record. The transcript has 10 exons. Gene Ontology annotation, biological process: ubiquitin-dependent protein catabolic process; mRNA processing; protein ubiquitination. Bases 261 to 1454 code for a protein of 397 amino acids. Gene Ontology annotation, cellular component: nucleus. Lineage: Eukaryota; Metazoa; Chordata; Actinopteri; Cypriniformes; Nemacheilidae. Gene Ontology annotation, molecular function: ubiquitin protein ligase activity; zinc ion binding; nucleic acid binding.